UGGAGUCUGUGACCUAUUCCCUGACGCACUGUGACACUGAAGCGCAGCAGCAGGUGCCGGGUGCUGGGCCCAGGCUGCCUCCCACCCGGCAGCCCAGAGCCAGGCUCCUGCAAAGACCUGCCACCACCGAUCCGAAAGGGAAGGAAACACCGCUGGAGACACCAUGCGUGAGUGCAUCUCUAUUCAUGUUGGCCAGGCUGGAGUUCAGAUAGGAAAUGCAUGCUGGGAACUCUUCUGCUUGGAGCAUGGCAUUCAGCCAGAUGGCACCUUCAAGGAUCUGCAAGAUAAACUCAACUAUGAUGACUCUUUUACCACAUUUUUCAAUGAAACCGUCACUGGGAAGCAUGUGCCACGAGCUGUAAUGGUGGACUUGGAACCCACUGUAGUAGAUGAAGUGCGGGCUGGCACCUUCCGGGAACUUUUUCAUCCAGAACAGCUGAUCACUGGAAAGGAAGAUGCAGCUAAUAACUAUGCCCGUGGCCACUACACCAUUGGCAAAGAAAGCAUUGAUAUGGUCCUUGAUCGGGUCCGUAAGCUGACUGAUGCCUGUUCUGGGCUGCAAGGAUUCCUCAUAUUCCACAGCUUUGGUGGAGGUACCGGCUCUGGCUUUACCUCCUUACUGAUGGAACGCCUCUCUGUGGAUUACGGAAAGAAGUCCAAACUGGAAUUUGCCAUCUACCCAGCCCCUCAGGUCUCCACCGCUGUGGUAGAACCCUACAAUUCCAUCCUGACCACACACACCACCCUGGAGCACUCAGACUGCGCCUUCAUGGUGGAUAAUGAGGCCAUCUAUGACAUCUGCCGCCGAAAACUGGACAUUGAGCGCCCCACUUACACCAACCUCAACCGCCUCAUCAGCCAGAUCGUCUCCUCCAUCACUGCCUCGCUGCGCUUUGAUGGUGCCCUCAAUGUGGAUCUGACGGAGUUCCAGACAAACCUGGUGCCCUACCCGCGCAUCCACUUCCCUUUAGUGACCUACGCCCCCAUCAUCUCCUGUGACAGAGCAUAUCACGAGCAGCUCUCGGUGGCAGAAAUCACCAGCUCCUGCUUUGAGCCCAACAACCAGAUGGUGAAGUGUGACCCAAGGCAUGGGAAGUACAUGGCCUGCUGCAUGCUCUACCGUGGUGACGUAGUUCCCAAAGACGUCAACGUAGCAAUUGCUGCCAUCAAGACCAAGAGAAGUAUCCAGUUUGUCGACUGGUGUCCAACAGGCUUCAAGGUUGGGAUCAACUAUCAGCCUCCUACAGUAGUUCCUGGCGGAGACCUAGCCCAAGUUCAGCGAGCAGUCUGCAUGCUGAGCAACACCACGGCCAUUGCAGAGGCUUGGGCAAGGCUCGACCACAAGUUUGAUUUGAUGUACGCCAAGAGAGCUUUUGUGCACUGGUAUGUGGGUGAAGGCAUGGAGGAGGGAGAAUUCGCAGAGGCCCGAGAGGACCUGGCUGCCCUGGAGAAAGACUAUGAAGAAGUGGGAACUGACUCAUUCGAAGAAGAAAAUGAUAGGGAGUAAUUUAAAAAUACACUUUGUUCCUAGUGCGCACAGAA
Phalacrocorax carbo (great cormorant) is the source of this 1542-nucleotide messenger RNA. The record is from RefSeq and is a predicted model, not a curated record. NCBI's taxonomy places the organism in Eukaryota, Metazoa, Chordata, Aves, Suliformes, Phalacrocoracidae.